AUGAAUUGCAAGGCUACAUUUAGCCGCAGGACCCGUAAUAAUAUGGAUACACCACCCAACAUCCUUUUGAUGCCAAUUUUGAUUCGCCAUACCAGUAUGGCAUCAAUGCAACUAUCUGAUGCCGAUAUUCCCAGCUGUGCUGGGAAAACCGUGGUGAUCACAGCGCCCUGGCAGCUCAUUGGACUCAUGCGUGCUCUUCGGGCAACACUUCCACUGGACAACAUCACAAUCAACACUGUUGCUCCAGCGGCAACGCUGACGGGGCUUAUCCCACCCGAACUAGCCAAACCUAUUAUUGCCAUGGGUCUUCCGACAAGCUCUGCGGACUUCGUUGGUCUUGCUGUAGCAUACUCCGCAGUGGCCCUCGAGACACGACAGGUUGAGCUAUAUGGAAAAGACCCCGAUACCGCUACUGUAGAAUGCAAAGGCCGUUGGAACGGCCGCACGAUUCUGACACUGGGUGACCGGUACACUGAGCUUGAGCAGGCUAUCUCCGACCUUCGUCCCCAAUGGUUUGGUGUAGACAACGCUACAUUGACAAGAAUGCAACAGAAGGCAACAGAUUUUAGAUAG
Molecule: messenger RNA, 573 nt
Organism: Aspergillus oryzae RIB40
Lineage: Eukaryota; Fungi; Ascomycota; Eurotiomycetes; Eurotiales; Aspergillaceae
Exons: 2
Coding region: 1-573 (190 amino acids)
Source: RefSeq, a predicted model, not a curated record